CCACUCAGUAGCCGGGGAUGCUUUAGGGGCAGGAAAAGGAGGAGGAGGAGGAGGAGGAGGGCGGCUGGGGGUGGCCUCCUUCCCUCCCUCCUUCCACCCGCGCUCUCCAGGCCACAAACCAAUCACACGGCCCCUUUCUGGGUUUUCCCUCGCCAGCCUCGCCCACCCCACCCCCCGUAGGCCGGGUUUCAAACCACGUUUUGUAAGGACUCCCCUUCUGUCGCCCGCCCCCCCCCCCCUCCAUGAAUGAUGUCGCGACUGCAUUCAUUUGUUUCCCAAACCCUGGGAAAUGUCGCCAGUAAAAGUUAUAUGCGAGCACCGGUAAUUAAUGCCUCAUGGGGUUUAUUUUUGUAGAUCCAAAAGAGGACGCGAUGCCCUCCGAGGGAGAGAAGUCUCCUGAGGCUGAAAACAACAACAACAAGAAAAGCAAAAGUGGAGCCCCUCAGGAUUCCCAACCUUCUCCUCUUGCUUUGCUGGCAGCAACGUGCAGCAAAAUAGGGACACCUGGGGAGAAUCAAGCAACUGGACAACAAAUUAUAAUAGAUCCAAGUCAAGCUUUGGUUCAACUUCAGAAUCAACCACAGCAGUUAGAAUUAGUAACAACUCAGCUUGCCGGAAAUGCUUGGCAGCUUGUUGCAGCUGCCCCUCCUCCUGCUUCAAAAGACAAUAUCCAGCAAACAUCUUCUGUCACUUCGACUGCAGCAAGUCCCUCCAAUAGCAACAAUGGAAAUGCAUCCCCUACAAAAACAAAAACAAGUAAUUCUUCUGGAGUAAUUCCAGGACAGUUCCAAGUCAUACAAGUGCAGAAUCCAAGUGGAAGUGUUCAGUACCAAGUGAUUCCGCAGAUUCAAACGGAAGGUCAACAAAUUCAGUUAAAUCCUGCUAAUGCCACAGCUCUGCAAGACUUACAAGGUCAAAUUCAGCUCAUCCCUGCAGGGAAUAAUCAAGCUAUUCUUGCAACUACAAAUAGGACAGGUUCUGGCAAUAUUAUUGCCCAAAACUUAGCAAAUCAGACAGUGCCAGUCCAAAUCAGGCCUGGUGUUUCUAUUCCAUUGCAGCUACCUAUUGCAGGUACUCAGGCCCAAGUUGUAACAUCACUGCCAAUAAACAUUGGAGGAGUGACUUUAGCAUUACCUGUAAUCAAUGUUGCGGCUGGCAGCAGUUCCGGACAGGUUAUCCAGUCCACUGAUAGUGGAAUUUCCAAUGGAAACCAGCUACUAUCAACGCCUGUCACAACAGCUUCUGUUAGCACUAUGCCAGAUUCACCCACCUCCUCUUCCAUCUGUACAACCACUGCCUCCACCUCAUUAACCAGUAGUGAAACCUUGGUAAGCACUGCAGAAACAGGCCAGUAUUCAAGCACAGCAAACAGUUCUGAGCCUAAUACUGAAGAACCUCAAACAACCACAUCAGAAACAGAUGCUCAGAACUCAACUCAACUUCAGUCCAAUGGAUUGCAAAAUGUGCAGGAUCAGUCAAAUUCAUUGCAGCAGGUGCAAAUAGUAGGUCAGCCUAUUCUGCAGCAGAUACAGAUCCAACAGCCACAGCAACAGAUCAUUCAGGCUAUUUCACCACAGUCUUUUCAGCUUCAAUCAGGACAAACUAUUCAGACCAUUCAGCAGCAGUCUUUACAAAACCUUCAGCUCCAAGCAAUGAGUCCAACCCAAGUGCUCAUAAGAGCACCAACUUUAACCCCAUCAGGACAGAUCAGCUGGCAGACAGUACAGGUCCAAAAUCUUCAAAGCCUUUCAAAUCUCCAGGUUCAAAAUACUGGGUUACCCCAGCAGUUAACCAUUACUCCUGUAUCAUCAAGUGGUGGUACUAUUGCUCAGAUUGCACCAGUAACUGUUGCUGGUACUCCAAUAACAUUAAAUGCUGCCCAGCUUGCUUCAGUGCCUAAUCUUCAGACAGUGAGUGUAGCCAGUUUGGGUGCUGCUGGUGUUCAAGUACAAGGUGUUCCAGUCACCAUUAAUGUUGCAGGUCAGCAACAAGGACAGGAUGGAGGUGUGAAAGUACAACAAGCCACAAUAGCUCCGGUAACCGUAGCCGUCGGAGGCAUUGCGAAUGCCACAAUUGGUGCAGUUAGUCCUGACCAGAUAGCUCAGGUUCAGCUGCAGCAAGCCCAGCAAGCGUCUGAUCAAGAUGUGCAGCCUGGAAAAAGAUUAAAAAGAGUUGCUUGCUCAUGCCCUAAUUGCAGAGAAGGAGAAGGAAGAAGCGGUAAUGAACCAGGAAAAAAGAAACAACAUAUUUGCCAUAUUGAAGGCUGUGGGAAAGUGUAUGGGAAAACAUCUCAUCUGCGAGCACAUCUUCGCUGGCAUACUGGUGAAAGACCAUUUAUAUGCAAUUGGAUCUUUUGUGGGAAAAGAUUUACAAGAAGUGAUGAAUUACAAAGACACAGACGAACACAUACAGGUGAGAAAAGAUUUGAAUGCCCAGAGUGUUCUAAAAGAUUUAUGCGAAGUGACCAUCUCUCCAAACACGUCAAAACCCAUCAAAACAAGAAGGGUGGGGGAACUGCCCUUGCUAUUGUUACUUCAGGUGAAUUGGACUCUUCAGUGACUGAGGUUCUUGGGUCUCCAAGGAUUGUUGCAGUUGCCACCAUCUCUCAAGAUUCAAACCCAGCAACUCCUAAUGUUUCAACAAACAUAGAGGAAUUCUGAACAUUAUACAAAUGCCUAGAACUGCACUUAAGUUUACAUACCUUUCAAGAUACGGAAGUGGGCUGGUAAAAGUGUAUUACAGAGCAGGAAAUCAUGUAUUUGGUCUUGAUUUCUAUAAGUAUUCCAAGUUGGAGAAUUAGCACAGGAAGUGUAAACUGAACAGCAAGACAUUUUUUUCAAAAGAGAGCCAAUUGACAUUGAUAAAUUAUGGAUAAAGCAGAUGAGGAAAUAUAUUGCUUCUACACUAUAUACAUUUAUGUAGGUCUGUAUCAUGAUCAUAAAGGAUUUUUAAUUGGGGUUUCAUUUUUAAAUGUUCGUUGCAGCAACAAGCAAAACAAAUUAUGCAACAGAAUGGCUGGUGGUUAGGGUUUUUCUCUCACACACAAGUUUAUAGCAUUUUCAUUGGAAUAUUUUGUCCAAAAAGGCACAACAACAAAAUCCAAGAAUAGUUUCAUGAAGCUGAGAAUCUUUUGUUUCAAUUUGAUUUGUAUGUAUGUAUGUAUAUAUAUAUAUAUAUAUAUAUAUAUAUAUAUAUAUAUAUAUAUAUAUAUAUAUAUGCUAAAUUUGGCAGUCUCUGCUAAUUUUAAAGAAAUAAUUCAGAUGGCAGCAUGUUCAUUGGGUCUGAGGUAUAUCUCAGAUAAUUUUGACCACUACAUUAUAGUAGUGUGUAUGAUGACAAUCAAUAAACACAGAUUAUUCUCUUUCUAGGAGAGGUAAGAGGUUUGUAGAGCCAGUGUAUACUGUAGCAACUGUUGAAUCUUAGAAAUAUAUUGACAUAAGAUUUUAAUUAAUUUCUAUGUAAAAAUUAAAUACGGGAAUCUAUAUACUAAGUUCUGAACUCAUUCCGUUUCAAGAUGUAGGUGAUUUAUUGCUAAACCUUGGUUAACUUCAGUUACAAAGUUAGUAAUUGAAAUAUUUAAAUUUUUAUUGUGAUACUUGGAAAUUGUGAGUAGAAUGUUGUACAUAUACAUCACUGUCAACCUUUUGUCAAUAUCAAAUGUUGCCGCUAAUUCUUUAGACCUUGACAUGACAGCCAAAGAAAAGGGUGAAUAACUUCAACCAAAAGUUUUAACUCUUUAAGUUAAUCUAUCAUUUCUCUUAAGGAAAUCUAUCAUUUCUUAAGGAAAACAAUAUUUCGAAUCCAAACAGCAACUGUUGGCUUGCCCAAGGCUUUCAGUGUACUAGUAAGAUUUUUAAAACCUUAAAAAAUUACAGCCCAUUUGCCAUAGAAUUUCUUAUGAAAAUCUCAGAAGAGGCUUGCUGUGUGGCAUUGUGAGCUCUUAGUUGAUAAACUCUAUCCAAAGUCUCAUUGCAAGUCUUGUUGUUUUUGGAUUCUAGCAAAACAUGUCCUCCCCAUCCUAUUAUGCAUACAACCCUAAAAAGGCCAGCAAAACAUGAUUUUAAAUAAUCUUUACUUUACCCAUACAUUUUCUUCUUCAGUAAUAUAAAUAUUUUAUAUAUACCUUUACUAUAGAGAUAAGAAAUAAAGCUAUUAAUGCUUAUUUCUUGAAUACAGCACAAUAAAAAAAUUAUGCCCCAGAUCUAAUUUCAGUCAGAGGUAACUAGUUAACCAUAACUAGCCCAGAAUAGGGAUGCAAUCCUUAUUUUCAUGAAAAAACAACAUUUAUUCAACUAGGACAGUGGUGAUAAAAUAAAUAGUAAUACUCAUCUAUAUCUGCCACACCUGAAAAACUAUUUCUAUAUUCAGUUCUCUCAUGCUGGGCAGAUUUGUGUGCAGAUUGGACUUCGUAACAGAAGUAUGGCCAAAUAUGAUCUGGGUUUUUAAACAUUUCCCAUUGGCAUUACUAGAACAUUUAAAAAACCAUCUCUGUUGUGCUAAAUCCCAUGAUUGCCUGGUUUUUAACAUUCUAAACCAAAAUAUUUUAACAGUUUGAUUUAAAAGUUCAGUGUAAGACAUUGACACUUUAAAUAAUGGUCUUUUCUGUUGAGAGAUAUUUGAGCAAAUAUUUUUAUAGAAGUCCCAAUUUUGUGGCAUUGCACACAUUUUUAAAGAAAAGAUCGAAAUAAUUCAUACGGUGCACACUAGGGAUGCUGCUGUGUAGUAUCAUACGAAGCUGAACAACAAUUUUAUAACAUCAGCUUAUAUACAUGGAAAAAUGAAAACAAUUUUACACUGUGGUUUCAAGUUUCUUAAAUGUUUUUCAGGCAUUUAACAGUCUUUAAAGUUUUGUUUCCAUAUAUUUUUAUUUAAAAUAUUUUCAAUUGAUAUUACUGGCUUUAAAUGCCAGAAUCAGUUUAAGGAUACAUUUAAUACAGAUGGCCAUUAAAUAAUGUAAAUUAACUCUUCUUGCAAAUAAACUGCAACAUAAAUAUAUAUUUUAUCAUUCUGCCUCAUAAUCAGUGCUGUAAAAUCUGUUAAGCAAGUAGAAGAAUUCUUUUUGGAAUCAUGUUAAGCAUUUUUUGUGAACCUAAGGUAUGAAUACUCUGCACAACUGUUAGAUAUUCUUUCUGCAUACUUAAGCAUUCAGACCUGAAAUAGAAGUUUUCAAUCUGCGGAAAAUCCCUAUUACAAAUGUAUCAAAAAGUUUCUUAGAAUUUAAUAUAAAUUAAUCUGUGUUAGCAGGUGCACUUACUACUCCUGGAAUUAAACAUUUUGAUAGUCUGUUCUGCAUAUCAUUCUACGUCCACUUUUCAGUCUUAGAAGGAUCGUAAAUUUCUGUGUCCUUUAUUUGACUCAGUGGAAUAUAACUGUUGUACGUAAUAGGGCACAGAUGUGCAGUAGUAGCUUGUUUAAUGGCAUUUCACCGUUCAUUCCCUUUGCCACCAUUAUGAAUAUUUUUUGCUUUAUUGUACUUAUAAGUGCAGAGUGUAUUUAUCAUGGUAGAACUCCAGUGUUGGAAUAGUUUUAUUUUAUUUUCAAUAUACUUUUCUUGGGAUAAGGUUGUGUAUGUGUUCCCUGAUUACAUUAGAAAUCGGUGUUACAUCAUUAUUUAUCACACUGUUUCAUGAGGAGAAGUAAUAAGCGUGUGUAAUUUAGGAGCAAAUGUUUUUGUUAAAUUUAGGUAAGCAUGAUGUUUGGGUCCUAUUUUUCAAUUUUAUAAUGUUUUAUUGAAACAAUAUUUGUAUUUAAGUCUCCAUUUUUAAUGCCUUGUGGGUUUUUUUAUGCAUGUCACUUAAGUUGUCAUCCCUCAAAAAAUUGAUGUGCAACAUAGGGUGUUAAAUCUACAUACUGAUUUUGAAACAGAAAAAUAGUUGGUGGUGAAAUUGUAAAUGUUUUGCAGAAAAAAAUCUUAUAAAAAGUUUUGUAGUAAUAUUUCACUUGUAAAUUUUUUUGUAAGAAAAAGGGGAAAAAGAAAAAUGCAAGAAACACCCAUUCUAAAAUCUACAAAUUAAUUCUGCCAGCAAAGCCUCUAAGGCUUUAAUUUUUACUAUGCUAAUUUGUAUAAAUUUUGUGUGUUUUUGUGGAUUUGGAACUAAAACUGUGUAGACGUUGUUGCCUGCAAUAAUGUUUUGCAAGUAACCUAUUAAAAUUCUCUUGAGUUUAAAUGGA
Molecule: messenger RNA, 6171 nt
Organism: Anolis carolinensis (green anole)
Lineage: Eukaryota; Metazoa; Chordata; Lepidosauria; Squamata; Anolidae
Gene: sp4
Product: Sp4 transcription factor
Exons: 5
Coding region: 336-2660 (774 amino acids)
Source: RefSeq, a predicted model, not a curated record